AUGGAGCAUCCGCAGGCCGAAGGGACGGUUGGUGGCGCAAGCUGGGUUCCGGUGAAUUUGUCACAUUUUGAGAAGCGUUUACCGACCGUGGAGAUAUUCAAGCAACAGUUUGAUGGGAUACCGUUCGAGGAGCUUCCAAUUGUUCAUAUCAAAGCAUCGCGGAACAAUACGCUAAUUACUGUCACAGAUCAUAGGUACAAAAUAAUCACCUACACAUCAUGUCGUUUGGAAGGAUUCAAAAAUGCGCGAAAAAAGACGAAUAUUGCUGGCCAAACAACCGGUGUUGCUGCAGGACAGCGGCUUAUCCGACGCGGAAUUCGAACAGUUCGAGUGGUGGUAUGUUUCCAUUUCAUCCGUUUUUGUAAUGAUUAUUGUUUCUUAUAA
Molecule: messenger RNA, 384 nt
Organism: Gongylonema pulchrum
Lineage: Eukaryota; Metazoa; Nematoda; Chromadorea; Rhabditida; Gongylonematidae
Source: the annotation of a GenBank genome assembly